AUGGAAGAUCUGGAAUUAAUCAAUGAAGGACCAAGUACUUGUGACCCUUCUGAAGUUGUUGGUUUUGAAUCUUAUGAAGCUGAACUUGAAGGUUGGUUAUUAGACAAUGAAUUCAAGCACAAAGUGAUUUUCAUAGUCGGCAUGGGAGGACUUGGAAAAACAGCUCUGACCAAGUUAGUUUAUAACAAGACUCACAUCAGUGAACACUUUAGCUGCCGAGCUUGGGUUACAGUCUCUCAAACAUUCAGUCACCAAAAGGUCAUAGCUUCAAUGGUAAGGCAGUUUCAUCAGGCAACUACAGAUUCUGAUCCAUCCGAACUUGGCCAUGAUUUGAACAAUGAUGAUCAAGAUCAUCAGCAACUAAUACAUGGUAAGUUGUUGCAACGCUUGUUGGAAGAAGAAAGGUAUAUGGUUGUGUUUGAUGAUGUGUGGGAUGUAAGUUUGUGUGAGCAUAUGAAAAACGUUUUACCAAAAACCAAACGAGGUUGUACAAUAAUAAUCACAACUCGGGUUUACAAGAAUUUGGAUAUUUGGUGGUCAGAAUAUUUCUUUGUUCAAUUCAUGGAGAUGCAGCCUCUUGAGCCAACAAUGGCCUUGAAACUAUUCAGCAAAAUUGUGUCCCAACAAAUCACAUUUUUCCCACCAGAGAUGGAGAAAUUGUCUCAUGUAAUCGUCGAAAGAUGCGAAGGCUUACCGGCUGCUUUGGUGGCUGUUGGUAGAUUACUGUCAACUAAAGAAAAAACCUUCCUUGGCUGGGAACAGUUCGUUAAAGAUUUUUCUUCAAUGUUGAAGUCGAAUCCUCUUCUGAUGGAUAUGACAGAGAGUUUACUGCCUGAGUUUGGGUAUCUACCUUUGAGUAUUGAAGCUUGCUUUCUCUACUUAGGUGUUUACCCCAAGGACUAUUUGGUUAGUUGGGGAAGGUUAGUAAGGCAAUUGGUUGCUGAAGGAUUUGUUGAAAGUGAAGAUAUGGGAGAUGACCACUUGAAUGAGCUUGUGAGUUUAAGCUUGAUUCAGGUGUCAGAUGCCAAUAGUACUAUUGAUGGGAAACCAAGAUGGUGUCGAGUUCAGAAUUUAAUGCGCGAAGCUAUCCAAUUGGUAUGUGGUGGAGAGUCUGGUUUUGUUCGCAAUAGGCAGCCAGAGACUAACAAAGAUAGCUUCACUGAUUCACUCAUACGCCCUCGUUUUCCUUACAUGGUUGGUGAGCUCAUUGAUCCUUUCAAUAGUGCUAAAUGGUAUGCAAAUGACAGGUACAAGCUCCUGAAGCUUUUGGAUCUUGAAGGCUGCCGCGAUCGAGUUUAUGUUCCUGAAGAAGUUGGAAAUCUGAUAUUUCUAACUUACUUAAGUGUGAGAAACACAACAAUUAUGAUGCUUCCAAAGUCCAUAGGUAAGCUGCAAAGGCUUGAGACUUUGGAUUUGAAGUACUCUCUUGUAUGUGAGCUGCCACACGAAAUAAACAAUCUUCAUGAGCUAAAAUACAUUCUGGCAUACUACUAUGGCAAAAGAAGAGAUACCCAUUUGAAUGGGGUACGAGGAAUAAAGAUAAACGAGGGGUUUGGCUAUUCGGAUGGACUGAGGAAGCUCUAUCACAUAGAAGCAAACAGUGAUGUUGGACUAAUGAAAGAGCUAAGAAAGUUUAGCCAGUUGAAGAAGUUAGGCAUUACAAAGUUGACAAAAGAAACUUCAAGAGCUUUAUGUACUUCAUUUGAUACCAUGUACCAUCUCGAAAACUUGCAACUGUUUACUUCGAAUUCAGAUGAGAUUCUUGACUUGAGUUCACUCUCAUUUGCCUCACAUCUUCGGUCUCUCCACUUGGAAGGUUGUCUUGACAAGUUGCCAGACUGCAUUCCCCGGCUUCAAACACUAGUAAGAUUAACUCUACGCUUCUCAAAGUUGACAGAUGAUCCACUAGAGGACAUUCAAUAUCUAAUCGCAUUGAUCAAGCUGGAGCUCUACGAGGCCUAUGAUGGCGAGCAGCUGCGGUUCAAGAAUGGCGGGUUUCAAAACUUGAAGGUACUAAGCAUAAGAGGGUUGCCCAGAUUGAAUUCAAUAAGUAUAGAUGAGUGGGCAUUGCCUUGUCUUGAAGAGUUUACAAUUGGAGAGAGUCCAAGACUGAAGGAAAUACCCCUUGGGAUCCAGCACUUGAGAACCCUGAAAAAUCUUAAAUUUUAUGAUAUGGGAGAUGAUUUUGGACUGAGUAUGGUACCAAAUGGAGGCCAACAUUGUUAUGUAGUUCAACAUAUACCAGAUGUUCGUUUCUAUUACAAACGUGAUGGAGUAAAACGUUAUGACGUUUACCCUCUUCGUUGA
Humulus lupulus (European hop) is the source of this 2307-nucleotide messenger RNA. RefSeq names its product disease resistance protein RPM1-like. The coding region runs from base 1 to 2307 and encodes 768 amino acids. The transcript has a single exon. The record is from RefSeq and is a predicted model, not a curated record. Gene Ontology annotation, molecular function: ADP binding. Gene Ontology annotation, biological process: defense response to other organism. Lineage: Eukaryota; Viridiplantae; Streptophyta; Magnoliopsida; Rosales; Cannabaceae.